AAAGAAAACAAUUUUGUUUGUAUAUCUGUCAGCGAUGACGCACCUUGUCCCACUUUACUAAAUUUGGUCAGGCUCAUCAUGCUAUAAAAGGACCAGUUCCCUUCACAUUUGAUGAUCAAAUUUCACACCAAAAAUUGUCAUCUUUAAUGGCUACUUCAAGUGUACAAGAAAUUCGUCCUGCAUCUCUCGAUUCUACGUCCCAACCUCCGCCCCUGUUUGAUGGAACUACAAGGUUGUAUAUCAGUUAUAUUUGCCCUUUUGCUCAGCGUGCAUGGAUUACCAGAAAUGCCAAGGGUUUGCAAGAUAAGAUCAAAUUAGUUCCAAUUAAUCUUCAGAACAGGCCUGCUUGGUACAAGGAAAAAGUUUACCCUCAAAAUAAGGUGCCCUCUCUGGAACACAACAACAAAGUGAUUGGAGAAAGUCUCGAUCUGAUUAAAUAUAUCGACAGCAACUUUGAGGGGCCAUCUCUUCUACCUGAUGACCCUAAAAAACAGAAGUUUGCUGAAGAGUUGAUAGCUUACAGCGAAACGUUCCUGACAGAAGUAUAUGGUAACUUUAAAGGAGAUAUUGAGAAGCAUACUGGACCUCAAUUUGACUACUUAGAAAAAGCUCUCGAGAAAUUUGAUGACGGACCUUUCCUCCUAGGACAAUUCAGUCAGGCCGACAUAGCAUAUGCUCCCUUCAUUGAAAGGUUCCAAAUCCUCUUGAAAGAGGUGUUUAAUUAUGAUAUCACAUCUGGAAGGCCAAAACUAGCAAAAUGGAUAGAGGAAGUGAACAAGCUUGAUGGCUACAUUCAGACAAAAGCUGAUCCCAAGGAAGUGGUGGACAAUUAUAAGAAAAAAAAUUUGGCGUAAAACUGAAUAAAACGCUCGAUCCAUACGAAUAAGUGGUGCUCUGUGCUCCAUUCAUGUCAAGGACUUGAAGGAUUAUGCAUUAGUAAUACAUAAAUAAAAUGGUUCUAGUUUGUUUGUUAUCUGUGUAAAUUGAAUCUUAAGACCGUUAUAGCAUUUCAAUUCUCAUGUAUUAGAAAAUUAUGUUUUGUGUGUGUAUCAAGCUAAGUACUUAAUGAAAUAUUAUUUCUCAUAA
Molecule: messenger RNA, 1086 nt
Organism: Solanum dulcamara
Lineage: Eukaryota; Viridiplantae; Streptophyta; Magnoliopsida; Solanales; Solanaceae
Product: glutathione S-transferase L3
Exons: 10
Coding region: 147-854 (235 amino acids)
Molecular function (GO): glutathione transferase activity
Source: RefSeq, a predicted model, not a curated record